This is a messenger RNA of Zea mays, 2623 nucleotides long. RefSeq names its product protein indeterminate-domain 7. The record is from RefSeq and is a predicted model, not a curated record. Gene Ontology annotation, molecular function: DNA-binding transcription factor activity. NCBI's taxonomy places the organism in Eukaryota, Viridiplantae, Streptophyta, Magnoliopsida, Poales, Poaceae. Bases 671 to 2164 code for a protein of 497 amino acids. Gene Ontology annotation, cellular component: nucleus. The transcript is spliced from 3 exons.
CUUUGUGCUUCCCCUCAUCCUCCUUCCUUUCUCCUCCUUCCCUCUCACUCCUGGCCUGGACUCUCCCUCUAAAAGCCUCCAGCUAGCUAUCAACCCUAGCACGCACCACGCAGCAGGUCCCUUACAUCUAUCGUCUUCUUCCUCCACUCCAAUCGAUCAGCUUAACUAGCUGAGGCAGCGAGCUAGCUCCUGACCACUCCACUCCACCCGUCCGUCCGUGCACGGCACCAAUUAAUUCCAUGGCGCUGUGGUGGUACUGCUAGCCCGACGUACCAGCAAGUCGUCCCCUUGAGAUUCAAGGGGAGGAUAGCUGCGGCCUAGGCGUCCUUCCGUCCCCAGUCCGGCAGUCCCGAGCUGAGUGCCUGAGCCCCCAGUCCCCACUGCUGCAGGAGCAGGACAGGCACUAGCUGAUCUGGGUGCAACUGCAAGUACCACCACGCACCACGACGGCUGCACACUGCACAUGAUCGGGUCGCCCAAAGCCGCCCGCCCGUGAGAUCUGAUCCUGCUGCUGCCUGUUCCGCUUCAAUUCUGACAGCACCCUAGCUGCCUGCAUGCGCGCUCGCAAGCUGAUGCUGAUCUGAUCCACCACCACCACCACCCAUCACAUCGUCGUCCGGAUUCAGGAGUGUGAGGGAUCUGAUCUUAUUGUCAUCGAUCGAUCGGGGAGAUGAUGCUCAAGGAUCUGGCAGCAAUUCAGCAGCAUCACCACCAGCAGCAGCUGGCCGCGGCCGCCGCCGACGAGAACAUGUCUAACUUGACCUCCGCCUCCGGCGACCAGGCCAGCGUCUCGUCCCACCCCGUCCCGCCUCCCGCCAAGAAGAAGCGCAGCCUCCCCGGGAAUCCAGACCCGGACGCGGAGGUCAUCGCGCUGUCGCCGCGGACGCUGAUGGCUACGAACCGCUACGUGUGCGAGGUGUGCGGCAAGGGGUUCCAGCGCGACCAGAACCUGCAGCUGCACCGGCGCGGCCACAACCUGCCGUGGAAGCUCAAGCAGCGCAACCCAAAGGAGGUGGUGCGCAAGAAGGUGUACGUGUGCCCGGAGCCCGGCUGCGUGCACCACGACCCCGCGCGCGCCCUCGGCGACCUCACCGGCAUCAAGAAGCAUUUCAGCCGCAAGCACGGCGAGAAGAAGUGGAAGUGCGACCGCUGCGCCAAGCGCUACGCCGUGCAAUCCGACUGGAAGGCGCACUCCAAGGUGUGCGGCACGCGCGAGUACCGAUGCGACUGCGGCACCCUCUUCUCAAGGAGGGACAGCUUCAUCACGCACAGGGCCUUCUGCGACGCGCUCGCGGAGGAGAGCGCGAGGGCGGUGACCGCCGCCGCGGCGGUCGCGGGCCAGCACCAUCCGGGACCGGCCGGGAUGCUCUUCUCGCAGGCCGCCGGCGGGGGCGACGGCGGCGCGGGGUUACACCUGCCGCCAGGCGUGCUUGACCCGUCGCAGACGCUGGGCGGCGGCCACGGCAUGUCGUUGCAAGAGCUGUGCCUGAAGAGAGAGCAGCAGCAGCAGCAGCAGUUCGCGCCGUCGUCGUGGCUCACGGCGCAACAUCACCAGCAGGAGCUGGAGCUGCCCGGAUCGGCCGUGUUCGGAUUGGCGAGGCCGCUAGACCAGCAGGAGUACAUGGGGAACUCCACAACGGAGAGCACGGCGGGCCUCAGCGGCUUCGUCGGGUUCUCGCCGUCCGCCGCCGGUGGAGCGGCGGCCUCGGCGCACAUGUCGGCGACCGCGCUGCUGCAGAAAGCAGCGCAGAUGGGUGCAACGCUGAGCCGACCGUCGAACCAGGGACAGAUGGCGGGCACUCACAGCAGCAGCACCACCAAUGCUGGCACUGGCACCGCCAACGCCGCAGCAGCUGCUGCAAGCAACGUGCCUGGCACUGGCGCUGCUGGUGCCCUCGGCUUCGGGUCACCACAUCACUUUGGAGCGGAGGAGAGGACCACCCGGCCGGCUGAUCGCGACGCCGGCAAUGGCAGCGGCAAUGCCGCCGCCGUAGCGGCCGGAGGCGGCAAUGAAGGCCUCACCAGGGACUUCUUGGGGCUGAGGGCCUUCUCCCACGGCGACAUACUCAGCAUGGCCGGUUUCGACCCCUGCAUGUCGUCGGCGUCGCCGGCGGCGUACGAGCAAGGGCACCACCACCCGAGCAGCAAGCAGUGGCAUGUCUAGUCUAGACAUCAUUACAUCGUCAUGGCAUCGUCGUCAGUACUGAUCAGUACAAUACAUCAUCAUGGCAGCUCGCCAUAUAUGGAUGAAUCAUUACUAUAUAUAUUCUGAAUGAGCUGCAGCACGUACGCAUGCAUGGACUUUGCUCGAUCAUAUUGGGUAAGUCGGAUCAUCGAUCGAAUCCACUUCACUUUUUUGCUUGGCUCUUAUUUUGAUGUUCAUUUGGGGGUGUACUACGGUUAUGGGCAUUUCAGUUCUUAUAUAUAAACUUCAUUCAUUCAAGAGGUGCAAUAUAUAUAUGGAAUGUUUUUGCUAUUAUUUAUAUAUCAUAGUCAACAAUCCGUGUUCUUAGCCAGAAUAUAUGCAUGUGUUUGUAGUAUGUAGCUACUUAAUCUGUAAAGCUUCGUAGCUAAUUUGUACGAGAAGCUCUACUACGUACUACUCAAGUUCAAGUUCCCUCUA